Solanum tuberosum (potato) is the source of this 1176-nucleotide messenger RNA. RefSeq names its product E3 ubiquitin protein ligase DRIP2-like. Gene Ontology annotation, molecular function: ubiquitin-protein transferase activity. The coding region runs from base 1 to 1176 and encodes 391 amino acids. The record is from RefSeq and is a predicted model, not a curated record. The transcript has 6 exons. Lineage: Eukaryota; Viridiplantae; Streptophyta; Magnoliopsida; Solanales; Solanaceae.
AUGGAUGAUUUUGAUAAACGUCAAGCUAGUAUGAAGAGUGUUUUGACAUGUGGAAUUUGCAAAAAGUUAUGCAAAGAUGUCACAAUUAUUGAAGAAUGUUGUCACAGAUUUUGCAAGAAUUGCAUAAUGAGGAAGGUAAAAGAAGAGAAAUUGAAAGUUUGUCCAGAAUGCAAUACAGAUUUAGGUGUUGCCCCUUGGCAGAAAAUCAGGCCUGAUCACCAAAUGCAAGGGAUCAGAGACAUGGUGUCAAGUAAAAUAAGAGAAUUUAUUGAGCAGGGACUAAUCGAAAAAUCGAAAAAAAGCGAACCCAAAAAGUUAGCUCGUGAGGAUAUUGAUCUUAAUAAAAUUCCUGACAUGCUCAUUGAUAUUCCACCAUCACCACCUCCUCCUCCUCCUCCUGUUGUCGCUACAAGUUCCAGAAGAAAAGAGAAAUCAAUUUAUUCCAUCGUAAAUGCUACACCACUUGUUGAUAAUGAUGAUGAUGAAGAAGAAGAAGAAGAAGAAGAUGAGGAGUAUGUGCCUUCAGACGAGGAGUAUGUGCCUUCGCCAAAAGUUAAGGAACACAAAGUUUGCAAGCAAAACAUUAAAAGAUUGGAUGUUAUUCAAGCUACAGAAGCGCCAUCAAGAAGUAAUAAUAAUAUUGAUAAAGGAAAAGGAAAAACGGGACGAUGCAGAAGAAAGAAAAAAGAAACAAAUAUUCCUCCUCCUCCUCCUGUUAGCGGUAGUGGUGAUAGUGGUAGUGGUGGAACAAAUACUAAUGUGGCACAAGUUCAAGUUACCACUGAGACAGCAGGAGGUACAAACAAUGAUAUUACAACAGUAGUCAAUGAAAGAGUCCAUCCUAUUUGGUUCAGUUUGGUUGCAUGUGAAAAGCAGGAAGGUCAUUCACCCUUACCACAGAUUUCUACCCGCUACAUAAAGAUCAAGGAUGCGAACAAGCCGUCUUCCUACAUAAAGAAGUACCUUGCACAUAAAUUGAGUCUCCAGAGCGAAGACGAGGUGGAGCUUCGCAUGUUAGGAAUGCCGAUUCGUCCUGAUUUGCCUAUCAAAGAUCUAGAAAAAUUGUGGUUACGUGUAGCACCUCACUCUGGAAAAAGCUCAGUAAAAGUUGGAUCUUCUGCCGAAGAACUUGUCAUGGUCUUGAAAUAUUCUCGAUCACACCCAAAAUUGAAUUAG